Messenger RNA from Amphibalanus amphitrite, 2329 nucleotides. Its product is annotated as WD repeat-containing protein 20-like. The coding region runs from base 522 to 2111 and encodes 529 amino acids. The transcript has 4 exons. Gene Ontology annotation, molecular function: protein binding. The record is from RefSeq and is a predicted model, not a curated record. Lineage: Eukaryota; Metazoa; Arthropoda; Thecostraca; Balanomorpha; Balanidae.
UUUCCCUGUGAAUCAACGGAGAAGUUUGUAAAAUUGGACGCCCACGGGCGAGUGGGUCAAUUAGAAAUUGUCCGGUGUUCGUAGUAAAAUAGACGUGUGUUUUGUUUAAAGCACAGUAACUGUGCCUAGGAAUAAGACGCACGAGUAUUAGACUUAGAUUCGAAGCUGCCAACUAACGGCUUAUUCGAAGAGGUUGAGCGUCUGGUUCAGAUGCAAUUAUUGUUUGCUGUUUCCUAGUGAAUUUGUCAAGUAUUUCAUGGUUCUUUGCAUAUUUCAAGGUGUUACUGGGAACAUAUUGCCCCAUACUUCAAAUCAAGGACAUUGUUUGCCACUUGUCUGCAAGAGAAGCAAACACCUGCAACAACUUUAAAAAGCCACCCGUGUAGCCGCCAGCCGUUACGAUCCAUCUAGUGGUGGUGUGUGAACCUGCCUGUUGAAGGAUGUAAUGAAGAUAUGACUAAUGAACAAUAGUGUUAUGAGCAUCAGUUUGCUGCAGAAGAUUGAUUGCAUAUCUCCAAAGAAUGGCUAAUUCCAUGGAGAAUGGUGUUAAAGAUGAGCCCAAGACUCAAUUUACUGCACGCGAGGGAACCUACAGGUUGAUGACACAUUCAGACUACUCCAGACAAAAUAGAGUUGGUUAUAGUAGUACAGGACAUGGGAAUAUUCCUGUCAGAGUUUCAUUUGUUACUGUAGAUGAUACAUGUGGCCCAAGUGAGAGGAUAUGCUUUAAUUAUGGAAGGGAACUAUAUGUGUAUGUGUACAAGGGUGUACAAAAGGCAGUGGAUCUGAGCAAACCUGUGGACAAGAGGGUGUACAAGAGCACGAGUCCAACAUGUCACGACUUCAUUGUGUCCAAGAGCUCACCGGACUCAACAUCUCUGCUGGUGGGCUUCACAGGCGGCCAGGUUCAGCUCAUCGACUCGGCACGGCAGGACGCCAGCAACAUCUUCAAUGAUGAGCAACUGAUCGAGAAGACCCGGGUGACGUGCGUCAAAUGGCUGCCCAACACGCCGCACCAGUUCCUGGCGUCUCACGCCAGCGGCCACCUGUACCUCUACUCGGAGCGUCUGCCGUGCGGCCCGGCCGCGCCCACCUACCAGACCUUCAAACAGGGAGACGGCUUCACCGUGUACACCUGCAAGGCACGCAGCACGCGCAACCCGCUCUACCGCUGGGCGGUGGGCGAGGGCGCCGUCAACCGGUUCGAGUUCUCUCCCAGCGGGCGUUACUUGGCUACGGUCUCCCAGGAUGGAUGUCUAAGGGUGUUCCGGUAUGAUAACAUGGAGCUGGCCGGGAUGGCGCGCAGCUAUUUCGGCGCGCUCACCUGCGUGGCCUGGUCGCCCGACUGCCGGUACGUGGCCGCCGGUGGCGAGGACGACCUGCUCACGGUGUGGAGCGUGGCCGAGAGGCGCGUGGUGGCGCGUGGCCGCGGCCACCGCUCCUGGGUGGCCGACGUCGCCUUCGACCCGUACACGAGCGUGGUGGACGGCGGCGGCGAGCCCGCCUCCAACGGCAACGGCUACUCGUCGGAUGAGGGCGGCGCGGCGCCGGCGCCGCCGCUCGUCACCUACCGGAUCGGUUCGGUGGGCCAGGACACCCAGCUCUGCCUGUGGGAGCUCACUGACGACGUGCUGCGCCGGCCGUACGGCCGCAGCCGCGCCAGUGUGGCCGGCGUGGCCUCCGAGCCGGCGCCGCCCGCCUCCACGGGCUCUCUGUCCGCGCGGCUCUCCUCCCUGGGGUUGGGCGGCGAGCAGCGCCGGGAGCCCGGCCGCCGACUCGGUCUGCUGCUCGGCGGACACCGCGCAGAGAAGGCCGCAGAGCGCGCCGGCUCGGCGGCCGGCGGCGGCGGCGCCGCGCAGCGCCGCGAGCGCGACCGGCUCAUCGGCACGCCGGGCUGCCCGCGGCUGGCCGACUGUCCCAUCCUGGAGCCGCACGUCAGCUGCCGCGUGUCGCACGAGCGGCUGACGGCACUGACGUUCCGCCGAGAUUGCGUGGUGACCGCCUGCUGCGACGGCUACGUCUGCACCUGGGCGAGGCCCGGCACCGUCACGGGUGCGUGCUCGAGCUCGAGUCCAGCGGCCACGCACGGCGACACGAGCACCGUGGUCUGACGCCCCGGCCGGCACCAGAGCCGGUCCCAACUGUGAUAGAGAGCACGGCCGCGCCACCUGUGCGGCGCCGGCCCAACUCGAGUCUGCCGCUCGGGCCGGCAGAUGGCGCGUGGAGCGCUCCGUGUCGCGCGGCCGCCGCUCGGGUCUCCUGCUCAGCGGCCGCCUCCCUCGUGCGCGCGUGCAAGAUAUUUAUAGUGAAAUAUAUGGUGCUUCGAUUG